Ramularia collo-cygni is the source of this 657-nucleotide messenger RNA. RefSeq names its product related to integral membrane protein. Bases 1 to 657 code for a protein of 218 amino acids. The transcript is spliced from 2 exons. The record is from RefSeq and is a predicted model, not a curated record. Lineage: Eukaryota; Fungi; Ascomycota; Dothideomycetes; Mycosphaerellales; Mycosphaerellaceae.
AUGGCAGAAAUUUCUCCCGAAGACCAAGCAGCCAAAUCCCGAAUCGUGAAGCACAUGAACCAAGACCAUCAUGACAGCAUCAUCCGCUACCUCCAACACUUCUCCAACCUCUCCAUCUGGACAGCCUCCUCAGGCCGUCUCCAGGACAUGGAUCUAACCUCCCUAACCCUCACCUGCAAAAACAAAACCUACCGCAUCCCCUUCACCCCACCUCUGAAAUCCUACCGCGAAGCCCGAGAACGCGUAGUACAACUCGACAAAGAAUGUCGCAAAGCCCUGGGCCAAUCGGACGUCACGGUCAAAUCCUACAUCGUUCCUACAGGUUACCAUGCAAUCCCCUUCCUUGUCGUUCUGGCCACUUUUAUAGCUUAUAGUCAGCGCGGAUGGUUCGCUCCGGGCCAGAUCGUGGAGAGGAUUCUAGGAUCCGGUUUCGCGAAUUUCAGCUGGAUGAUUCAGCCCAAAUUGUUGGCGGGUUUGAUCGUGAUUCAUGGAGGGGAGAUGCUAUAUUUUGCGGCUGUCAAGCUGAAGCGUCAUUCUGUGAAUAUGAGGUCGUCUGCUUGGUGGCUUUGGACGGCGUCGACUUUUAUCGAGGGGCAAUUUGCUUAUAAGCGAUUCGAUGCGCAUGUCAAGGCGAUUAGAGAGAAGCAGAAGCAUUGA